AAAAAAAAAAAAAAAAAAGGCCAACCAAAGCCAUCCAACUGAACUACCAAAGAUCUACAAAGAGAAGAAAUAAUUGAAAAGAUGAUUCAAGAACUCCUCGGAGGUGCUGCUGGCUUAAGUUUUGGAGAGGAAAGGAAAGUCUCCAUCAGUGGAAGCAUUUUGGAAGGAACCCUUACUUCUUCUCCAUCACCAUCUCCUUCUUCUUCUUCUUCCACAACUUCAUCAACAACUACAACUACUAAUUCAGCAACUUCGGGGAACCAGAAUUUGAGGUGUCCCAGAUGUGAUUCCUCAAACACAAAGUUCUGUUACUACAACAACUACAAUCUCACUCAGCCUCGUCACUUUUGCAAGUCUUGCCGUCGAUAUUGGACAAAAGGAGGUGCUCUUAGGAAUGUUCCUAUUGGAGGUGGAUGCAGGAAAAACAAAAACACUAGUGUUUCAACAUCUCUGGGAAAAUCAAGUGCUGCUAAGAUGAAAACAGUAGUAUCUGAAAUUGGAAGAUCUGGCCUUGGAAAUGGGUUUGAUCAUGAGCUUCAAUCUAGUCCAAUUCUGUGGGCUUCACCUCAGAGUUCUCAUCUUCUAGCCUUGUUGAGAACUACCCAAAACCAUAACCCUAACACUUUGUGUAAUCCUGUUAGUAUUAAGGAAGAGGUUAGCUUGCUUGGAUCACACGUGAUGAAUGAGCAAGAAGUUGCAGCUGGUGCACUAAAUACUCGAACCCUAGGCUUGGAUCCUCUCAGCCAGGUUCCUUCUCUUGGACUUUGCAACCCUUUCUGGAAAAACAAUCAACACCAAGCUCAACAGCAACAACAGAAUAAUAAUGGGUUCCUAGUGAGAGAAGUUCAAAACACAGGAAUUCAAGAACUGUAUCAAAGGCUCAAAUCAUCGUCAAGUUAUUGCUCUGAUAGCUCAGCAGUAGUUCUAAGCAAUGUGGCUUCUUCUUCAUCUUCGUCUUCAUCCAUUUUGGAGUCAGCUCCAGUGGCAGCAGGAGAAUUGGGUUACUGGAAUCCGGUAUUUUCAUCAUCAUGGUCUGAUCUUCCAACAACUAAUGGUGCAUAUCCUUAAAGAACCCUUUUUCCCCUUCCCUUUCAUUUUAUCUCACCUUUUUAUAUGCUAAUGUUGCCGCUUCUUCUGUUCGUUGUCUGUCUUCUGAUAUACGAAUGUGGCUGUAGGGGUAGCAUCAGGUUUUUUUUUUUUUUUUUUUCAAUUAUUUUUUUCCUUUCUUUCUUUUAAGUGUGUUUUAAGGUGUGUUUAAUUAAUUAACAUGUGAAAGUGUACCAGGAUGGAGAAGUACAAGUUGCUUUCUUAUAGUUUUUUAGACUAAAAAAAUCACAGCAUACAAAUUAAUCAAAAGAGAAUAAGCAG
Messenger RNA from Durio zibethinus, 1368 nucleotides. RefSeq lists its product as uncharacterized. Gene Ontology annotation, molecular function: DNA-binding transcription factor activity; DNA binding. Gene Ontology annotation, biological process: regulation of DNA-templated transcription. The record is from RefSeq and is a predicted model, not a curated record. Lineage: Eukaryota; Viridiplantae; Streptophyta; Magnoliopsida; Malvales; Malvaceae.